ACGUCUCAGCUGUAGACAUUUGCAAUUAAUUUGCUAGAACUCAGUCAAAAAGUUCAGUUUAAAUAUUUAUAUUUUCGAACAUCAUAUCGCUUCUAGAAAAAAUGAAGUUUUUUCUAACACUUGUCUGCCUGCAGUCAUUUCUCAUUGGCGUUCUAUCAGUUCACUCCCAAACAGGCGAUGCCACAGAGACAAGCCCAACUAAUUCAACUCUCAGACCUGCAGAACGAGCUUGCAGCGUAUAUAAAAACAUGCCAGAGUCUCGGAUUUUAGGCGGAAGCGAAGCCUUACGAGGGGAAUUCACAUGGAUGGCGGCUCUGUAUUACAUCCAAAAAUACUCAUUACUGUUUGGAUGUGGUGGUACGAUAAUAUCUCCACAAUUUAUACUUACAUCGGCACAUUGUUUACAUCCCAGCAAGCCUCCAGUUUUAGUUCGUUUGGGAAAAAUAACGCUGAGUGACAACGAAGAUGAUGAUAUUCAAGCUGCAGAUCAUCAAAUAAAGGGAGUAAUUCGUCAUCCAAAUUAUUCCCAACUAACUUAUCAGAAUGAUAUUGGCUUGGUUCAAGUGAUACGAACCAUUAGAUUCACAUCAAACCUUUCUCCAGCUUGUUUAAAUACUGACAUUGGUGAUUUGGGUGAACUCAUUGCUACUGGAUGGGGCAAUACACAGGCUGAACGUUCAUCGGUCUCGGAUAAGCUGCUGAAAAUUCAGUUGAAAACAAUGCCAUUGGGUCAAUGUAAUUCGACUAUGUUACAAUAUAAUCAACUGAUAAAUUCACCACGUUUUCGAAACGGUGAUGGCCUUAAUGAUGGCCAAUAUUGUGCAUUUGAUCCUGAAGGAAAGAAAGAUACUUGCCAGGGUGACGGAGGAUCACCGCUUCAAUAUUUCCCAAGCAAUGAACCAAAAGUAGCAGUGAUUGUUGGCAUCUCAUCGUUUGGCAUAAGUUGUGGAACAGAACUUCCAAGCAUUUACACCAGAGUUGGUUACUAUUUGGAUUGGAUCGAACCUAUCGUUUGGCCAACUGAUCAAUGAAACAUUUUAUUCAAUUAAUUAAAUUGGAUUUUUUUUUUAAAUUUCCGAAAGAAUUUUACACACAUGACAUAAAAAAUGGUCUUUUAAUAAUUCUAUAAUAAUUCAUUUGAUAAUGAAAUAAAGUGAUUUUGAAUUACGUA
Messenger RNA from Contarinia nasturtii (swede midge), 1171 nucleotides. RefSeq names its product serine protease persephone-like. The transcript has 7 exons. Gene Ontology annotation, biological process: proteolysis. Bases 102 to 1031 code for a protein of 309 amino acids. NCBI's taxonomy places the organism in Eukaryota, Metazoa, Arthropoda, Insecta, Diptera, Cecidomyiidae. The record is from RefSeq and is a predicted model, not a curated record. Gene Ontology annotation, molecular function: serine-type endopeptidase activity.